AUGUCGAACACUGCGGACAUGUUGCAACGCCAAAUGGUGCUGCAAAGUGAAAUUUCAGCACGGUGCGAUCAAAAUAAAUUAGAGGAUGUUAAGGUGCUAUGGAGCGAAUUCCACAGCAACCAUGUAAACUUGGCAGGGAAAGUAGCACCGAAUCAUGAGUACUUCGCCAAAAAUGUGUACGAAAAAUUGCGGCAGAAAUGCGAAGCCGCACAUGGAAGAGCUGAGGAGCUCAAAAUGGAACGCGCAACCCAAGAAAUGGAAAUAGGAGCAAGAUCAAUGAACCCAACAGAUAAAAUAAUAGAUUGUAUAGAGAAUGCAAUUGAAAGAAGAUCGGAAAGAAUUCAAUCUACAAUUGCAGAUGCAAGGAUAAAUAUAAAUAAUAAAGACGAAACUGAAAUUGAAAGAUACGAAGAACGUCUCAAGAAUUUAUGGAGCUGCAUGGAGAAAGAUAUCGACGAAUUGUCGAUAAAGUACAAUAAGCCAUCUUAUAUGUACGAAUUUGAAGAUCUUUCCUUUGAAGUCAGCGAUACUUUGCGGUUAUUAAGAAAACAAAAGCAAAUCGACAUAAUAAAAACGGAAAAAUUGGAAUUACCAAAAAUAGAAUUGCCAAAAUUCUCAGGCGAAUUCCGAGAAUGGCAACCAUUUAAGGAGCUCUUCGAGGAGUAUGUCCAUAAUAAUAAGGACAUAAGUGACUCCAAAAAGAUGAGCUAUUUGAAAUCUUGUAUUCAAGGAGAUGCUAAAUUAAUGGUUAGUCACCUGAUAACGGGAUCAGGUGCAAAUUACAACACUGCUUGGGAGUUACUGAGACGCAGAUUUGAUAACACACGUAAACAAUUUAACGACAAUAUCGAGAGGCUGGUAGAAAUACCACAACUGACGGAUGAGUCAGCAUAUAAAAUGAAAAAAUUUUUAGAUGUAACAAAUGAAUGCAUCAGUAUAAUAAGGAGUAAAGGAUCAUUAGAGGAUGUUUUAGCACAGCUAGUGUUAAGAAAGUUUUCGAAACAAUUACUUCGAGAAUACGAAAAUACCGUUCGUAAGCCGACUGAUAUACAAGAUUUGUCAGAAGUAAUUUCAUUUCUGGAACAUUAG
Molecule: messenger RNA, 1089 nt
Organism: Bactrocera dorsalis (oriental fruit fly)
Lineage: Eukaryota; Metazoa; Arthropoda; Insecta; Diptera; Tephritidae
Exons: 1
Coding region: 1-1089 (362 amino acids)
Source: RefSeq, a predicted model, not a curated record